GAUUUCUCCAGAAUCGGCGAAGGAAGUCUGAUCAAAUCAUGACGCCGCGUGAUUCCGCCGGGAUUCGGUUCUCGUAUUCCAUCCCAACCCGUCCUCCUCCUCUUUGGCCAUUUGCUGUUUUUUCGAGUCCGUUGAAGUGGGCGAUACGUAAAUUAGCAGGAAGAGGUUGCAGCCUGAAACAGGAACCAGAAUCGCUGCAGAACCAUUCUCUGGACCGUUUGCGCAACAGAUGUUUUCCUUUUUUAGGCAUUAUCAUGGGAAACCCAAUAGAUUUCGUUCCAGUAGUCGUUAGAUUCUGCUAUCUAACAGUUACAAAUAUUAUCCUUCUGUAUAAACAAUUCUUGCAGAUCCUUCGAGAGCUCCCUUCCACGCUUCCGACAGGUAUCAAUCCGCUCUUUCUAUCUUGUCCUAACUCGUUUCUGGGUCGCUGAAGCCGUCAAUGGAGGCUGAGAACGAGAGGAUCCUUUACCUGAGAGACACAUGGACAGAACAGAACAUGAUAUGUGGUGUUAUUCCGAUCAACCCUAGCUCCGGGGGGUUAUGGCCGUCGCCGAAGCUGAAAGAUUCUGAAGCUAACAUCGAAUUCUGGGAUUACACGUUCCCACACUUGGCGAUUAUAUUCCUCGCUGUCUCCAUCGUCUGGCAGUUCUUCCAUUUCUUCCUCAGGCGUCUUGGCAUGACGAGAUUCACUUCCCAUAUGCUUGCUGGGAUUCUCCUGAGUAAGACAUUCGUGAAGGAAAAUACGGCGAUUAGGGUUUUCUUCUCGAGCAAGGACUACAAGGAGACGGCUGUCGGUUUAAUGGCCGCGGUUUCGUACAUCAUGUUCUGGUUCUUGAUGGGCGUAAAAAUGGACAUCGGCCUGAUUCACAGCCGGGGAAAGAGGGCCAUAACGAUCGGGGUUUCAUCCGUGUUACUCUCGGUAUUGGUCUGCUCGAUGGUAUAUUUCGGAAACCUGUGGGAAUUCGGAUCUAAAGAAGGGAAACCCGACACAAAUACUCUUGAAGCCGUCGUGAUCUACUCUAUCCAAUGCCUUUCGUCUUUCCCAGUGGCUGGAAACCUCCUUUUCGAGCUCAGGCUCCAGAAUUCCGAGCUUGGUCGCCUCGCCAUGUCUUCUGCCGUGAUCUGCGAUUUCAUCAGCGGGAUUCUUGCCGCAAGUCUGAUUUUCUUGAAGGAACUCAAUGACGACAAAGUUCGGAUCGGAAGCACGUUCAUUGGAGACGUUUUCUAUAUUGCUCGUCCUGUGAACCGUGCGAUCACGCUGGGCGCUUUCCUCUUUUUCGUGAUCUAUAUCUUCCGACCCUUGAUGUUCUCCAUCAUCAGGAAGACGCCUUCAGGACGCCGGGUAAAGACAUUGUACAUUAGUUUCAUCAUCGUUAUCGUGUUUGGAUCGGCCAUUGUUGCGAAUUGGGCGAAACAGUUUGUCGCCAUUGGACCCUUCAUCUUAGGGUUAGCUGUUCCGCACGGCCCUCCUUUAGGCUCUGCGCUCAUCGAGAAGUUCGAGCCCGCUUUUUUCGGCACUCUUCUCCCGUUCUUCGUGGCUACUUCUGCAACAGAGAUUAAUAUCGGGGCGAUACAGAGUUGGAAUGAUUUCACCAACAUAAUUUCCAUCGUUUUUCUGGCUCUCGUCGUCAAAUUCGUGCUCACUGCUCUUCCUGCCCUGUUUUUCCGCAUUCCACCUGCCGACUGUUUCGCUCUAUCGCUUAUCAUGUCGUUCAAGGGCAUUUUCGAGCUCGGGGCCUACGCCUUGGCGUUCAACAAAGGGUCUAUCCGACCCGAAGUUUUCACCGUCGUGAGCCUUUACAUCAUGUUGAACUCUGCAAUCAUACCUCCAAUCUUGAGACGGAUAUACGAUCCAUCGAGAGUGUAUGCAGGGUACGAGAAGAGGAAUAUGCUGCAUUUGAAGCCGAGUUCCGAGCUCAAGAUUCUGACGUGCAUCUACAGAACUGACGAUAUCCGUCCAAUGAUCAACCUCCUCGAAGCUUCGUGCCCGUCUCGGGAAAGCCCUAUCUCGGCUUACGCUCUUCACUUGAUGGAACUGGUCGGACAAGCGAAUCCGGUAUUCAUAUCUCACCAGAUGCAGUCAGGAAAAGCCGAGGACAUUUCUUAUUCAGACAACGUCGUCGUCUCCUUCGAACAGUUCCGGAACGAUCACUACGGAUUCGUCUCGGUAAAUAUUUACACGGCAUUAUCCGUUGCCGGGACGAUGCACGACGAUAUCUGCUUGCUGGCGCUUAACAACCGCACGUCGUUGAUCGUCCUUCCGUUCCACCAGACGUGGUCGGUCGAUGGCUCGACGAUUAUUUCGGACAGUAGUAUGAUUCGGGAGCUGAACAAGAGCGUUCUCGAGCUCGCUCCCUGCUCUGUCGGGGUAUUCGUCUACCGAAGCAGCUAUGGUCGAAAAACGAUCCGAGACACUGUCUCGACCCACUCCUCCUCCUACCAAGUCUGUAUGGUUUUUCUUGGCGGAAAAGACGAUAGAGAAGCCCUGAUCUUAGCGAGACGGAUGGCCCGAGACUCGAGGAUUAACCUCUCCAUUGUCCGACUGAUCUCUCCAGAGCAAAAGAUCAGAGAACAGAUGGAUUGGGAGAGCAUGAUCGAUUCCGAGCUACUCAAAGAGGUGAAGAAGAACACGAAAACGAACUCCGAGAUUCUGUAUACAGAAGAAGUCGUCCGAGAUGCGACAGAGACGUCGGAAUUGCUGAAAUCGAUGGCGAAUGAUUACGAUUUGUUCAUCGUCGGGAGAGGGAAGGAAAGAGAGAUGAGCAUGACGGAUGGGUUAGAGCAGUGGAGCGAGUUCAGCGAGCUUGGAGUGAUCGGAGAUUUGCUGACAUUAAGAGAUUUCGAAUGCCAAGCUUCUGUGUUAGUGAUACAGCAGCAACAACAGAUGAUUUAGGGUUUAAAAACUCGUUUACGGACAUAACCGCAGGCCAGGACACGGAAACCCAACACAGAGGGGUUGUUCCCAGCUUGUGGGUAACAAGAUUGAUCUGUAAUAAUGGAAGAUUUGAGUUAGUUUUUGUUACGAAUUUUUAGAUAAGAUCCCACAUGUUAGGAUCGUGUAUACAAUUAGAAAUGCAAAAUCCGAUAAAUUUGUAUCCUGGUGGAGGAAUACACAGUUCGGUGCAUAUAAGAAUAUGAGAGCAGGUGACCGAUU
Molecule: messenger RNA, 3154 nt
Organism: Tarenaya hassleriana
Lineage: Eukaryota; Viridiplantae; Streptophyta; Magnoliopsida; Brassicales; Cleomaceae
Product: cation/H(+) antiporter 4
Exons: 3
Coding region: 440-2893 (817 amino acids)
Biological process (GO): proton transmembrane transport; regulation of pH
Cellular component (GO): endomembrane system; membrane
Molecular function (GO): antiporter activity
Source: RefSeq, a predicted model, not a curated record